Messenger RNA from Prosopis cineraria, 1733 nucleotides. RefSeq names its product pyruvate dehydrogenase E1 component subunit beta-1, mitochondrial. The coding region runs from base 190 to 1299 and encodes 369 amino acids. Gene Ontology annotation, molecular function: pyruvate dehydrogenase (acetyl-transferring) activity. The record is from RefSeq and is a predicted model, not a curated record. Gene Ontology annotation, biological process: pyruvate decarboxylation to acetyl-CoA. The transcript has 16 exons. Lineage: Eukaryota; Viridiplantae; Streptophyta; Magnoliopsida; Fabales; Fabaceae.
ACAAGGCUAGAAGACAGGAUGAUUGAAAUGACAAUAUUUAUUUAGCCAGAAUAAACAAUGAGCAGCAGACUCAACUGAGUUGAGGGUUUCCCAUCUUCUGGUUUGAUCAGCGCGGACUGGAUCCCGCCGGUAAACCGACACUCGUGUAUCGAUAGAGGAUUGAAAGAUUAAACCGAACAGAACUAUAGGAUGUGGGGUGUUCUUAGGCAGAAAGUUAGUGCUGGAGGGCUUCCUGGGACGUGUAUUCGCCCUGCUGUUGCCGCAUUCAGGAAUUACUCUUCGUCAGCUAAACAGAUGACGGUCAGAGAGGCCCUGAACUCGGCGCUUGAUGAGGAAAUGUCAGCUGAUCAUCGAGUCUUCUUGAUGGGUGAAGAGGUUGGAGAAUAUCAGGGUGCAUACAAGAUAUCCAAGGGGCUUCUGGAGAAGUAUGGUCCAGAGAGGGUUCUUGAUACUCCAAUUACUGAGGCUGGGUUUACUGGGAUUGGAGUGGGUGCUGCUUACUAUGGCCUAAGGCCUGUUGUGGAGUUCAUGACAUUUAACUUCUCCAUGCAGGCGAUAGAUCACAUCAUCAAUUCUGCUGCAAAAUCAAAUUACAUGUCUGCUGGGCAAAUAUCUGUACCUAUUGUCUUUAGAGGACCCAAUGGUGCUGCUGCAGGAGUUGGUGCCCAGCACUCUCAAUGCUAUGCAGCUUGGUAUGCCUCGUGUCCUGGAUUGAAGGUCUUGUCACCAUAUUCAUCUGAAGAUGCUCGUGGUUUGCUGAAAGCUGCCAUAAGGGAUCCUGAUCCUGUUGUCUUCCUUGAAAAUGAGUUGUUAUAUGGUGAGUCAUUCCCUGUUUCAGAUGAAGUUAUCGAUUCAAGUUUUUGUCUUCCCAUUGGGAAAGCCAAGAUUGAGAGAGAAGGAAAAGAUGUGACUAUAACAGCUUUUUCAAAAAUGGUUGGAUAUGCUCUCAAGGCUGCUGAGAUGUUGUUGAACGAAGGGAUCAGUGCUGAGGUCAUAAAUUUGCGUUCAAUCCGACCUCUCGAUAGAUCCACAAUUAAUGCUUCUGUCAGGAAAACCAACAGGCUCGUAACAGUUGAAGAAGGAUUUCCUCAGCAUGGUGUUGGUGCUGAAAUCUGCACCUCUGUUAUUGAGGAGAGCUUUGGUUAUCUUGAUGCACCAGUUGAGAGAGUUGCUGGGGCUGAUGUUCCCAUGCCUUACGCAGCCAAUUUGGAGAGAAUGGCUGUCCCUCAGGUUGAGGAUAUUGUUCGAGCGGCUAAGAGAGUUUGCUACAGAUCUGUGCCAAUGGCUGCCACUGCUUGAUUUUAUUGUUCCAGUUCUGAAAUUCUUGAAAUCCUGGAAUUACAACGUACACACUGUUUUGCCAUCUCCUCAUCUGAGAGGAGAACGUUAAUAACUUGGACACAUUGACACAAGGAGAGUUUUUUUUUUUGGGUAGCUUUGCUGAUUUGUCCUUGUCAAUAAUUUAGAAGCAAACUUUUUGAAUGCCGGAGCUUCUCUUUCUUUCCAUGGGGCACACUUCCUGGGAAGAUCUCCUGCCCUGUUGACCUCGGUCACUUGUUUAUUGUAUUGUAGUUCAGUUGGUGAACUAGAGAAUUUUCAUUUUUCAUUUGAUGUGGGUUUUAUACCCAGUUGCGCGAGAAAAGAAAUGAAGAAGCGCUCACUUGCCACAUUUCCGAAACAUUGGAAAUGGUGAAUGAAAUGUAGUUGAGUAAAAAUGUGUGAUUUUUGAUUCA